Ogataea philodendri is the source of this 1029-nucleotide messenger RNA. RefSeq lists its product as uncharacterized. Gene Ontology annotation, molecular function: L-malate dehydrogenase (NAD+) activity. Gene Ontology annotation, biological process: tricarboxylic acid cycle; malate metabolic process. The record is from RefSeq and is a predicted model, not a curated record. NCBI's taxonomy places the organism in Eukaryota, Fungi, Ascomycota, Pichiomycetes, Pichiales, Pichiaceae. The coding region runs from base 1 to 1029 and encodes 342 amino acids. The transcript has a single exon. Gene Ontology annotation, cellular component: cytoplasm.
AUGGUGAAAGUGACUGUUUUGGGUGCUGCUGGCGGGAUUGGCCAGCCAUUGUCUCUUAUGUUGAAGCUCAACCCGUAUAUCUCGGACCUGGCGUUGUACGACGUGGUGAACGUUUAUGGAAUCGGCACGGACUUGUCCCACAUUGAUACCGACACCAGGGUGACCUACCAUCUGAAGUCGGACGCGGGCGACACGGGGCUGGUGGAGUCAUUGAAAGGAUCGGACAUCGUGGUGAUUCCUGCGGGUGUUCCUAGAAAGCCCGGCAUGACCAGAGACGAUCUGUUCCAGAUCAACGCGGGCAUCAGCGCAGACAUCGCCUCUGCCAUCUCCGACACCUGUCCAGAUGCCUUUGUUCUUGUGAUCACCAACCCGGUCAACUCGAUCGUUCCAGUUUUUGCAGAGACGUUUAAAAAAAAGGGCACAUUUAAUCCUCGCAAGCUGUUUGGAGUCACCACUUUAGAUUCGGUCCGGUCCAACUCGUUUAUUGCGGAGCUGGCGUCCCACGAGGCCGACCAGGCCCCAACGUCGUAUAACAUCCGUGUUGUGGGUGGCCACGCGGGCGAGACGAUUGUUCCUUUGUACUCUGUGUGUGCUCCGCACGUUUACUUGCUAGAGCCUCCCGAAAAGAUGGACGAGCUCGUGCACAAGGUUCAGUACGCGGGAGACUUGGUUGUGAAGGCCAAGAAUGGAGGCGGCAGUGCCACGUUGUCCAUGGCGUACGCAGGCUACAAGUUUUUGCACGCUGUGCUGGCUUCCUCCACCACAGAGCAAAGCAUCAUCGAAUCCACAUACAUUUACCUGGACGACUCGAUUCCAGGAGCCAAGGAGACCAAGGCGCUCGUCAAGAGCAUCUCCGGCGGGGCAAGCCUGGACUACUUUGCUAUGCCGGUUGUUCUGAGUAAAGACGGUGUCAAGGAAAUCAAAAGCGAUAUCCUCACUAGAAUCAACGACAAGGAAAAAGAGCUGCUUCGUAUCUCGUGCAGAAAACUGGCUGGGAAUAUCAAAACAGGUCUCAACUUUGGACAAUAA